GACCAGGCCGUUCGGCGCGCUUCCUGGUGUCACCCGCAGAGGGCGCCGGCCGCCGAGGCGCCCGCAGAGUCGCGAGGCCGGAAGGAGCGCGGCGCCGCCCCACUCACCCCAGCCGCAGCCAUGAAAGCCGUGGUGCAGCGCGUCACCCGGGCCAGCGUCACAGUUGGAGGAGAGCAGAUAAGUGCUAUUGGACGGGGCAUCUGUGUGUUGCUUGGUAUUUCUCUGGAAGAUACACAGAAGGAACUGGAGCACAUGGUCAGAAAGAUUUUAAACCUGCGUGUGUUUGAGGAUGAGAGCGGGAAACACUGGGCGAAGAGUGUGAUGGACAAACAGUACGAGGUGCUGUGCAUCAGCCAGUUCACCCUCCAGUGCGUCCUCAAGGGCAACAAGCCUGACUUCCACUUGGCCAUGCCCACAGAGCAGGCAGAGAGCUUCUACAACAGCUUCCUGGAGCAGCUGCGGAAGACAUACAGGCCGGAGCUCAUCAAAGAUGGCACGUUUGGUGCUUACAUGCAAGUUCACAUUCAGAAUGAUGGACCUGUGACCAUAGAAUUGGAGUCCCCGGUUCCUGGCGCUGCUACCUCUGACCCAAAGCAGCUGUCAAAGCUUGAAAAACAGCAGCAGAGGAAAGAAAAGACCAGAGCCAAGGGGCCUUCUGAAUCAAGCAAAGAAAGAAAUGCCCCCCGAAAAGAAGACCGCAGUGCCAGCAGUGGGGCGGAGGGCGACGUGUCUUCUGAGCGAGAGCCGUAGACUUAGGGAUGGAACUCAGGAAUCGUGUUGGAGAGAACGCCCUGGUACCAGCUCCUGCCCCCUGGACGAAGGAUGAAGGACUGGCCAAUCUGAUGGCCAGGGAAUGACAUUCAUUAUAGUGGGUGGUUCCUGGGUUCAGAAGCAAAAUCCAGACUCGACAUUUUCUAUUUCUCCUCCUUGGACCAAGGGCAGCUGCCCAGCCUGCACGGUGUUUUGCUCUCUUGGCCCUACUCUGACACGGCACCAUGUGUUUUCCCUUUAGUUUUAAGAUUAUAUAAAUAAUAGCUUCUUCCCCAGUGAGUGUUGGGAUUUUAUAAUAAAUUUUUAAAAAUUGAAUUUUCAGACUCCCAUGAUGAACUCAAUGAAUAGAUAAGGAAUAAAUAUAUAAUCACUCAUCUCCCAGUAACCAAACCCAGCUUAACAACAUAAACACAAAAACACACAAAUUCAAACGUGCCUUGGACCUUGUAUUUUCAAAAUGGCUUUAAAAAAUUCUUAUGCCACCUAGUUGAUUUCCUUCUUGAUCACAUUAUCUAUCUGCUCAUGUAUUUUAUAAACUUAAUGUUCUGAUUUUUGAUGUAACUGUUUCUGUUCAAUACUCUGAAUCUUUGUUUUAUUUAUUGAUGGGUAUGGAUUCUACUUUUUAUAUCAGUGCAAAACAUAACUUUCUAUUUGUGUUAGAUUUUGGCCUCAGAGUAAUUCCCGUAGAUUAGUUAGUUUAGUUAGUUAGAAUAAUUCCAGUAGUAAGGUAUCCUGGGCAUUAGUAUCCUGUGGCCAGUGGGCAAUUUGGGAGUGAUUUUGUCAUUUCUGUGGGCAAGAAAAACACCCGAAAGCCCCAUGCAUAGAGGAAGAGACAGUAACUCUGUAUCACAGAACGUUCUGGAGAACAUGUUCACAGUAGAAAACAGCACACAGUAAAACGGGGAAGAGGUGAAGGUGGGUGUUUCUUUCCAACAUCUCCCAAGGUUUAAGAGGCAAAAUUUCUCAUAGAUGUGUAGAUAUUUAUUUUUUGCUUUUCUAAAAUCGGUGGAAAAGUGAAAAACCUAUAAUCAUAUUUAUCUCAAGGUAUUGCAGAUUGGAUAGUAUAGAACUUUGGGUAAAUCAUGCUAUAGUUGACUGUUGAACAACAUGGGUUUGAACUCUAUGGAUCCCCUUAUCAUGGAUUUUUUCAGUAAAUAUAUUGGAAGAUUUUUUGAAGAUUUGCAACAACUUGAGAAAGUCCACAGACAAACUCUGUAACCUAGAAAUACAAAAAAAAAAAAGAAAAAGUUAAGCAUGUCAUGAAUGCGUAAAAUGUAUGUAGGUACCAAUCUAUUUUAUCAGUUACUACCAUAAAGUAUAUAUACAUAAAUCUAUUAUAAAAAGUUAAAAUUUAUCCAAACUUAUACACAGAAGUACUUAACAGACCAUAUGUGGUACCAUUUACAGUGGAGAGAAAUGUAAAUAAGUGUGAAGAUGCAGUACUAAAGGUAACUGCAUAAAAUUAACUGUAGCACAGGCUGUACACGACCGUAGUAAUUUCCUAGCUGCCUCCUGUUGCUAUUGCAGGGAGCGCAGGUGUUCUGAGUAUCCGCUUAAAAUGUGUGACGCUAAUCAUCUCCGGGUGAGCAGUUUGUCUCUGCAGUAAAUUGCGGAUCGUAGUAAAAAGUGAUCUCUUGCAGUUCUUACAUAUUUUUCAUCAUGUUUAAUGCUAUAUCCUAAACCUUGAGUAACACCGUGGGACCCAUCCGGAGUGCCCGUAGUGAUGCUGGAAGUGCUCACAAGAAGCAGAGAAAAGUCAUGAUGCCACAAAAAAGUAGAAUUGCUUGAUGUGUACCAUAGAUUGAGGUCUGAAGCUUGCAAUGCCCACCAUCUCAGGAUAAAUGAAUCCAGCGUAAGGAACACUGUUAAGAAAGAAAAAAAAAGGAAAGGAAAUUCAUGAAGCCUUUGCUGCAACUAUGCCAGUAGGCACAGAAACCUUGCACUUUUUGCAAAAUACUCUUUAAUCUCAUUAGAAAUGUAGCUUUCAUGUGGGUGCAAGAUUGCUAGAAGAAAAGCAUACCUGUGGACUCAAAGAUUACUCAAGAAAAGAAAAGGUGAAAUCAUUAUGCAACAACUUAAGCAAAAGGAAGGUGAAGGAUCUAAAACUGGAGAAUUGAAUGCCAGUAAAGGAUGGUUUGAUAAUUUUAGAAAGAAGUUUGGCUUUACAAAUACCAAGGUAACAGGAGAAGCAGCUUUUGCUGACCAAGAGGCAGCAGACGAAUUCCCAGACACCGUUGAGAUCAUUGAGGAGAAAGGAUAUCUGACUGAACAGAUUUUUAAUGCAGAUAAAAUGCCCUAUUCUGGAAGAAAAUGUCCCAGAGGACAUUUAUUAGUAAGGAAGAGAAGCAAGUAUCAGGAUUUAAGGCAGGAAGGGAGAGGCUAGCUGCUGUUUUGAGCAAAUGCAGUUGGGUUUAUGAUCAGGACUGCCCUUACCUACAAAGCUGCUAACCCCCGAGCCUUGAAGGGAAAAGAUAAACACCAGCUGCUGUCUUUUUGGUUGCAUAACAAGAAGGCCUGGACAGUGAGAACCCUUUUGCUGGAUUGGUUCCAUUGAUGCGUUGUUCCUGAAGUCCGAGAGUACCUUGCCAGGAAGGGACUGCCUUUUAAAGUUCUUUUGAUAUUGGACAAUGCCCCUGGCUACAGAACCUGGUGAGUUCAACACUGAAGGUGUCAAAGUGGUCUGUGGUCUCCAAACACCUGGUCUCUAAUCCAGGCUGUAGAUCAGGGGAUCAUGAGGACCCUGAAGGCUCAUCACAUACGGGACUGUACGGAAAGCAUUGUCUGUGCUCUAGAAGAGAACCCUGAUAGAACAUCAAGAAGCUCUGGAAGGAUUACUCCAUUGAAGAUGCCACUGUUAGUAUAGAAAAUGCUAUGAAAGCCAUCAGGCCUGAGACAAUAAAUCCCUGCUGGAGAAAACUGUGUCCAGAUGUUGUGCAUGACUUCACAGUGUGUACAACAGAGCCAGUCACGGAAAUCAUGAAAGAGAUUGUGGAUAUGGUUUGAAAAAAAAAAAAAAAGGUGAGUUGAGGAGGUGAAGGGUUUCAUGAUAUGGAUCUUGGAGAAAUUUAAGAGCUGAUAGACACCACAGAGGAAUUAACAGAAGACGACUUCAUGAGAGACUCUGGACUCUGGGAAACAAACUGAGGGCUUCAGAGGGGAGGGGGAUGGGGGAUC
Messenger RNA from Ailuropoda melanoleuca (giant panda), 3945 nucleotides. It is a transcript of the gene DTD1, whose product is annotated as D-aminoacyl-tRNA deacylase 1. The transcript is spliced from 6 exons. Gene Ontology annotation, molecular function: D-tyrosyl-tRNA(Tyr) deacylase activity. Lineage: Eukaryota; Metazoa; Chordata; Mammalia; Carnivora; Ursidae. The coding region runs from base 121 to 750 and encodes 209 amino acids. The record is from RefSeq and is a predicted model, not a curated record. Gene Ontology annotation, cellular component: cytoplasm. Gene Ontology annotation, biological process: tRNA metabolic process.